GUUCGUGGCAAUAGCAAUUAAUGACACGCUAUAUAAACAGCUCACAUGCCUUUUCGUUGUGCAUCUAGGGUUUUCGUACUUAACUAGCUCUCAACUGAUACACCGCCGCACAACGAAGAGAGCUUCUCCUCCUCUAGGACACUACCAUGUCGCUGGUCGCAAAUGAAGAUUUCCAACACAUUCUUCGUGUUCUCAACACGAAUGUUGAUGGGAAACAGAAGAUUAUGUUUGCCCUAACCUCCAUCAAAGGUAUCGGCCGCCGUUUUGCCAACAUCGUCUGCAAGAAAGCCGAUGUCGACAUGAACAAGAGAGCUGGUGAACUAUCAGCUGAAGAGCUUGACAAACUUAUGGUGAUAGUUGCCAAUCCCCGCCAAUUCAAGAUUCCAGAUUGGUUCUUAAAUAGACAGAAGGAUUACAAGGAUGGGAAGUACUCUCAGGUUGUAUCUAAUGCAUUGGACAUGAAGCUGAGGGAUGAUCUUGAGCGGUUGAAGAAGAUCAGAAACCACCGUGGUCUUCGUCACUAUUGGGGCCUUCGAGUGCGUGGGCAGCACACCAAGACCACUGGCCGCAGGGGGAAGACUGUUGGUGUCUCCAAGAAGCGAUAAUUUGGUUCUUUUUGUUUUUAUUUCUCCCUUGGCUUUCUUGAUACUCUGCUGUUCUAAGAAUUUUGGAUUUCUGAAAGAACUUGGAAUGUCUUAGAAUGUUUAUUUCAGUGAAAUUUGACAUUUUGUACUGCGCA
Manihot esculenta (cassava) is the source of this 739-nucleotide messenger RNA. RefSeq names its product 40S ribosomal protein S18. Gene Ontology annotation, biological process: translation. Gene Ontology annotation, molecular function: RNA binding; structural constituent of ribosome. The transcript is spliced from 4 exons. The record is from RefSeq and is a predicted model, not a curated record. Lineage: Eukaryota; Viridiplantae; Streptophyta; Magnoliopsida; Malpighiales; Euphorbiaceae. Gene Ontology annotation, cellular component: ribosome; cytosol; small ribosomal subunit. Bases 147 to 605 code for a protein of 152 amino acids.